GUUCUGUCGUUAUUCGACCACAGCUGACAGGCGCAGUUGAUUCUCCAGUCUCGACGGUAUUGGAUUACUGGAGUAUUGACUUUUGAGUAGACUUAGCCUGUUGUUUGUGGGGUGGUUGUGUUCUAAAGAACGAAUUUUGGGAUUAUUCUAUAAAAGUAGUAUUAUAAAAAUAUAACAUAAAAUGUAAUUUUAAUGAUGACCAUGAUAUUCAAUGUAAUUAAAUCAACAAGUGUUUGGUUUGUCGUUUCUUGACCAUUUCGACUCGAUCUCAUAGUCGGUCCAAACGUAUACCAUGGGCGAUGUAGUGAGUUUGUUUUCUGUAAUAAUAAUGAAGUUUAAAUCAAAGAUUUAUGAAAGUAACCUUUAUUUUCACUGUGAGUUUCCCUGGGAAAAGCUGAAGUCUGUUAAAUGGAAAAACGAAAGAGCUACAUCUAACAAAGCUUAUGUUCCCACCAAAGUGGAAAAUGUAGCUAAUGUUUGUACACAUGCCCUUUGUGUUGCACCUGCAUCUUUCGGUGCCAGGGAACUACUCACACGCUCCAUAAACGCACCACAAGCAAUAGCGGCAAUUGUCUAUGGACUUGCUCUCUGCCUACUUUUUGCAGUUUCGACAACUUUCCACUCUGUAUGCUGUUGUGGUUCUAAUACCAAAAUGAAGCACUUCCUUCACCGAUGCGAUCGUGCCAUGAUCUAUAUAUUCAUCGCGAGCUCGUACUUCCCCUGGCUGACAGUUGGGACUCUCUCCUGUUGGAUGCUGAGGGAAUUAAGAUGGGCGAUAUGGUUAUUAGCAGUCCUCGGCAUCACCUACCAACAGAUCUUCCAUGAGCGGUACAAGAUGCUGGAGCUAUUGCUGUAUCUUAUCAUGGGGCUGGGUCCUGCUGUCGUCAUUUUCACGUCUAAUCACCAGUUUCCAGCGAUGCAAGAUCUGAAACUCGGCGGUAUGUUGUACCUUAUAGGAGUGUUCUUCUUCAAAUCAGACGGGCGCAUACCAUUUGCCCAUGCUAUAUGGCAUCUCUUCGUCGCCUUAGCUGCCAGCGUUCACUAUCUGGCAAUACUGCGACAUCUCUUCCCCGAACUCAAAACCCAAUAAAGACUGCCCUAUUCAAACUCAAUUUGAGCUCUCUAUGCUAUUUUUGUAACUAUAACAGGAUAAUUCGUCUUGAACGCCAAUUGGGUCUAUUGAAUAACGUUCAUUGAUCUAAGACGAUUUAUUCCGUUGAAUGCAUGUUAUCGAUAUAAGAUUAAUAUAGUUUUAUGGAUAGGUUUUGUUCUGAAUUCUUUCUAGUCUAGUUUUAGUCCAUGUUUAUGUUUUAAUCGCAAUGUUACGCAAGUUAUUCGAGCUUGAAGGUCUAUAUCGGUUUGCAUAUGGUUUCGCGGUUUCUGUAUGAUGUAACGAGUACACGCAAAAUGAUAAAUGACGCAUUUUACAAGGAUAAUAUGAAACUUAAUCUAUUUAUUCUUGCGUUGUAUUAUAUUCUGUACAAAACGCCUUUGUAGCAGUUAUGCAAAUUAAUAUAGGUUUCAUUGUCUAUGCGUCAUUUACUUAUUUUUUAUACAUUUAGUACGCGUUCUAAUGAAGGAACAAAAAAGCAUUUAGCGAUCUUAUGACGAUCCUCUAUUAUGUGGUUUAAAGUAUGUAUAUUCAAACUUUUUGGCAUUACACCAAUAGUUUGCAAACCACUCUACUGCUCUUUCAAGCACUGAAGAGGCCCUUCAACAUGGAGAAAGCGUAUCCACAAAGGUUCGAUUUGAAAGAACUAUUGUUUUUAUCAACGUGAGCUUGUAACUCAUCUUAAACGUUUUUGUUAGUCAGAAACAAUAUCUAGUAUUUCUCGCAUUAGAGAAGUAUUUAAUGAAUUAUUGAUUGGCUUGAUUGUUUUAUAAUACAGGAAGUAUAUGCCGUAAAUUUUUUAAUGAACUUGUAAACGAGAUAUAGUAAUACACAAUAAUUUAUUAGCAGAAGCUUAGUGUAACCACUUUUUAUUACUCGGCACGAUUGUCACAUACGUUUUGGAAUAUAUGAUGAAUUAAUCUAAAACUUAAACAUGGACCUUCGCCAAAUAGAUAUCUAAAAGUGAUUGUUCUUGUAUAUUUUGUAAAAUAUUGUUAAAGAAUUCUUAUUGUUCUAAAAUCGUAGUUGUAUUACAGAAUCUGAGACCAAAUCCUUUUUAGAGAAUUUAAAUUAAUAUGUAUUAGAAUUUUUAGAGAUGUUUAUCUAUACUUAUACGAAUCCUAGUUUUUCUGUAAGUAAUACUUUUAUACAAUUCGAUAUUUCCUUAGAUUAGACUGUGUCUGUCUACUAGCUUGUGGUUUGAUGUUAGUUGUUAGCAAAAUUAUUUGAAUCCUCAUUCGCAAGGUAACUAUUCCUUAGAUUUAACUAAUUUGAUAGCGAUUGCUCAAUCAUUGUAGUGUUUUAAGACUUCCAUAGUGGAGGAGAAGACGUAUCUCCAUAUUUCCAUGAAUCUCAGUAACAUUUAUUUAGCUUUAAUAAGGGAAUUGCAAUAUAUAAGGAUCUAACAAUUACCGAUGUAUAAUCUUUGAUUUUUUAAAGUAUUGUUUUAGGCUCUCUAAUUUGCAUACAGUUCAAGUAAGUCAAUGUUGAUUGUGGAUGUUAAAGUAUUGCUAACGCAAUUGUCUUUAAUCUGGAAUGACUUAUAGGUCGGAUGAAUAUGUAUGUGAUUUCUUCACUGUCCCGUAUUUUGAAAAGAAUACAUUUCUAAACAAUAGAUGCUUGGUCAUGGAGCGUAUACUGUUUGUAUUUAAAAUGGAAUCUCUAAAAUACUUGUCACCAAUUACGAUGUUUUUGGACUCUUGAUUAUAAUCACCAACAAUAUAUCGUACUGCAAGUAACAUGGGCAUUUCUAUUGCUGAUAUGGAUCGUAUCCACUAUUUCUAGUCAAAUUUGCCGAAUUUAAUGCAAUUAGGUGUUUAUUUUUACCCCAUGCGAUGUUUAUUAUAUGUUAAUUCAUGAGUUUGUAAUACGCUGUAUAGGAGACAGGGUAAUUUAAGUCAUAGCAAAGCAUUGGACGCGAUAUAAAAUAGACCUGAGUUUAUAUUAUUUAUGCAUUACUUACGAGUGAGAAAUUUAAUCUAUUGGUAUAUAACAUUACGCCCAUUUAAUUUUUUAUGCAGUUUAUAUUACAAAAGAUUCCCAAUUUAUACAGGAAUUGAUUACUGAUUAUUUUUAAUCGGUCUUCCAGAUAUUAAAAAUGUGAAUAAUUAUUUAUUGUUUUAACAUUUCUCAUGUGACAUGAUCAAAAAGGUAUUUUUAAUCCUAGUACAAAGUUGUCUCCCGUAUGAAAAUUUGUAUUCAAUCUAGUACACUUUUCACCUUGUAUAAAAAAAUAUUUUUGUGGUUUUCAUAUCCUUCCUGAACCAGUGUUAUUUUAAUAUUUGUUAUAGUAGUGAUAAUUCUGUAUUUUUAUAAAGUAGUGUUACUUCAUACAAUCAUGUUACCUUGAUAUGGACGGUGGUAUAGUUUUUUAGAGGUUUUUGGGAACUCAUUAAAACUUUUACAAUUA
Molecule: messenger RNA, 3521 nt
Organism: Pieris rapae (cabbage white)
Lineage: Eukaryota; Metazoa; Arthropoda; Insecta; Lepidoptera; Pieridae
Product: monocyte to macrophage differentiation factor 2
Exons: 4
Coding region: 293-1090 (265 amino acids)
Cellular component (GO): membrane
Molecular function (GO): pore-forming activity
Source: RefSeq, a predicted model, not a curated record